CCACCAUUAACACAGUCCCCAAGCUUUUGCUUUGUUUCGUGCAUCCUCCAUCUAACUGACAAAAACCAUGAAGAAAAAGAUGGUAGUCCAAAUGUCCUUGCAGUGUGAUAAGCAUCGCUCCAAGGCUAUGAAAAUUGCUGUCGGCGUUUGUGGAGUGCACUCAGUGGCAUUAGGCGCAAAAGAUAAAAACCAGAUAGAAGUGAUCGGAGAAGGAGUAGACCCAGUAGAACUUACAAGUUCGCUAAGGAAGAAGUCAGCAAAAUGGCCCAACUUUCUCACCUGUGUAUUACCAAAGUGUAAGAUGGUGCACGCAGAGCUAGUAAGCGUGACCAAUGUAGAGGAGAAGAAAGACGAAAAGAAAGAUGAGAAGAAAGAUAAAUCUCCUUGUUCAUGUAAGGGCAGUGCCCAUCACUGUGUCGCUGAGUUUGUGUGCAUUAAGGAACCUGAUCCCUACCGUUGCUGCAUCUUUUGA
Messenger RNA from Jatropha curcas, 472 nucleotides. Its product is annotated as heavy metal-associated isoprenylated plant protein 16. Lineage: Eukaryota; Viridiplantae; Streptophyta; Magnoliopsida; Malpighiales; Euphorbiaceae. The record is from RefSeq and is a predicted model, not a curated record.